Molecule: messenger RNA, 1698 nt
Organism: Panicum hallii
Lineage: Eukaryota; Viridiplantae; Streptophyta; Magnoliopsida; Poales; Poaceae
Product: putative serine/threonine-protein kinase
Exons: 6
Coding region: 394-1482 (362 amino acids)
Biological process (GO): protein phosphorylation
Molecular function (GO): ATP binding; protein kinase activity
Source: RefSeq, a predicted model, not a curated record
CUAGGAGCAUCAGUUCCCCAAAACCCCAACUGCCCCGUGCCAGCAAUGCCGUCGCCGGCUGACGGCGUCCGCUGAGUCAACAUGGUGGUCAAGCCAGCCGUCCGGACUAGACUAGUACUCCUCCACCGCCGCCCCCCUCACACAUUCAUUGCGCUCAGGCCCCCACCACCACUCUCUUCGGCGUUGGCGCCAUAAAUUCUGGAUCAGCGCUUGUCAUCAGUGAAGACGAGCUCGGCCGCCGGCGCGAAGGCUAGGCGGCUGCACGGCUCUUUCCUCUCGCUCCCAGCCGCCAUGGCGAAUUUAAUGUCUCCCGGCUGCUAGUGCUAGCUCGCCAAGACGCCAACCAACCCCGUCUUCCCCGGCGCAGGCGGCGCUAGCUGCUCUAGCCUGACGAUGGCGCUGCUGAGGGGAUGCCUCUGCAGAUCCGAGCAAGACUUCAGAGGGCUUCUCAACUUGGAGAAUCUCCGGUUGUUCUCGUAUAAGGAGAUCAGAGCGGCAACGAACAACUUCGACCGGAGAAACAAGCUGGGCCGAGGUGGCUUUGGAACUGUGUACAAGGGAGUAUGGGGAGAUGGCACCGCAUUUGCUGCAAAGGUUUUGUGUUCUGAAUCCGAGCAGGGGAUCAAGGAAUUCCUAGCUGAAAUCGAGAGCAUUUCCGAAGCCAAGCACGCGAACCUCGUCAGGCUGCUGGGCUGCUGCAUCCAGAGGAAAAACAGGAUCCUCAUCUACGAAUACCUCGAGAACAACAGCCUUGACCAUGCGUUGCAGGCGAACGGAGCUAGCCUGACCUGGAGCACGAGGUCGGACAUCUGCGUGGGCACUGCCAAGGGGUUGAGCUAUCUGCAUGAAGAGCACGAGCCGAGCAUCGUGCACAGAGACAUCAAGGCCAGCAAUGUUCUUCUCGACAGAGACUACAGGCCGAAAAUCGGAGACUUUGGGCUGGCAAAGCUAUUUCCGGACAAUGUUACUCACAUUAGCACAGGCGUGGUCGGAACGUGCGGGUACUUGGCGCCUGAGUAUUUUGUGCACGGGCAGCUGACCAAGAAGGCCGACGUGUACAGCUUCGGGGUGCUUGUUCUCGAGAUCAUCAGCGGGAGGAGGAUCUCGCAGACGAUCCACUCAGACAUGUUCCUGGUGCGAGAGGCGUGGGUGCUGUACGAGCAGGGCAGCCUGCUGGACAUGGUGGACGCGCGCAUGGAGAACUGCCCGGAGGAGGAGGUGCUGCGAUACCUGAGGGUGGGGCUGGCCUGCACGCAGGCGGCGCCCAGCAGCCGCCCCACGAUGGGCCAGGUGGUGGCCCUCCUGUCGCGCUGCACGGAAGCGGCGAUGAUGCGCCUGCCGAGCUUCGCCGAGCACCGCGCAGCCCCGGACGGCCCGAGCGCAGUCGUGCAAACGUCGCCGAAGGCGAGGUGGCCGCCGGCGGCGGCGAGGUCGGCAGUUUGCUCUGCCUCGUUCACGUACAGCGAGGUCGCUCCGCGGUAGGCAGCUUGGUGGCGGUCGAAGCAGGUCCAAGUUGAACGCCCGAGGUCGGCAAUGUACCCGUACAGAGAAGUUGCACGUACGCGAGGCGGCGUUUGUGCUUUCCUCGAUGUAGAUUGCAGGUGUGCGGUGCGCCCAGGGUAGCCGUCAUACCAGGGGGAUUGUAAUCCAACUCGUGAAAUCUGGUGGAGAAUGGCGACAUAAAUCAAACGCACGCCA